Talaromyces marneffei is the source of this 669-nucleotide messenger RNA. RefSeq lists its product as uncharacterized. The record is from RefSeq and is a predicted model, not a curated record. Bases 1 to 669 code for a protein of 222 amino acids. NCBI's taxonomy places the organism in Eukaryota, Fungi, Ascomycota, Eurotiomycetes, Eurotiales, Trichocomaceae. The transcript has 4 exons.
AUGGCGCCGCAAGAAUGGGACCUUCUGCUUCCAAAUGCUAAUCGCCAAACGGGUCGCAAUUAUACAGGAAUCCUGACCAAGACGAUUGUCUAUGGCCUUACUCUUCUUUUGUUCUUGAUUGCCUACGCAUUCACCAUUUUGUCGAUUAUUCUGCCGAAUUGGGUCAGUUAUAAUAGCGAGAAGCCACCACUACACUACUCCUACGGUCUCCACCGCCGCUGCUCCUCCCUAACAGACAUCUGUGAACCAUUCCCCCAAUACGAAGACUGCCAUGGCGAAGAUCGCUAUUUUUGCUCCAUGUGGCGCAGCGUCGGCUUCCUCAUGGCCUUUGCCGUUGUCCUAAUGUCGCUCGGAAUAGUCGCAUAUGUCAUAAUUCUUUCUGGGGGGAAGAAGUUGCGCGAAACCGGUUGGGGAGUGUUGAGUACGAUCAUUGUCUUGUCGGUUGCUGUGCAGGUGGCUAGUAUGGCUUUGGUUGCAUACCUCUUCGACAACGAUGAGCGCUUCUUCAUCGGUUGGCAACUAGACAAGUCAUUUGCUUUCUGCACGGUCAGCUGGUGUAUUUCGCUUUUCUGUGCUGCUACUGUCGUAGUCGCGGCACGUACAUUGCCUCCUGAAGGUGGCUAUGAACUCGUCCCAGGCUUUGGACAUGAUGCCGAGGAGGUGAAUUAA